GGACCGCAGACGUCGUUUGAGACGUCGGACCUUGGCUUGGGUACCAAGUAGCUCCUUCCAUGGUGCCCUGGCCUGGUAUGGCAGUGGCAGCUGGCGAUGGGUGUGGAAAAAGUCCCGGCGUUUGGGAAGCCAACAGGGCUGAUAGGGCUCGAGCUUGGGCGCCAGCAAAGGGAGGGGAAGGGGAAGGGUACCGGUACGAGUACUGUAAGCGACAAGCAAGCGGGGGUAUGUUGAACGACAUAGAACAUUUUGACAGCUACAACACCCAACACCCCGCACUGCCAUGUUCCCCGACUACAGUAUCACCACCAGCCUCAUUUGUCUCGCUCUCUCGCCACUCAAAAACACUUCCACUUCUACCGUAUCCUGGCUCCCGCUCCAGCUCUUCUUUCUUUGCGCAACACACCAACACCACUACCAUUCAAAAGCCUCUCACUGCUACACUACCAGCAGCCUGCACCACCUCCAAACUUUGCAGGGCCACCCACGUAACUGCAUGCAGAGUGAAAGAUCUCACACCGAUUCAUUACGGGACCCUUCAUCACUGAACCUUCUCGCGGCACUCACCAGCACAGCCGUCUAAUGGCCCCUUGCAGCACUCCUGGCGCUUGUUUUGGGGGGGCAGAAUCUGUAAAUGGCCCCCAAUUCAUGUCUGUUGGCCCCCACACAAAGCUCUUGGAGUCGGUGUGGUGACCUUGGUCCCCUCUGUAGGAGCAGCAGCCUAGUCGAGAAUGGAUCUGACAUUGAGUGAUGGUGACACUUCUCUCCACUGCCGUUGUUCGUGAUGGCCGAGGCGGAGGAAAAGGAUUCGUCUCUUAUUAAUAUGCCGUUACAUCGCAAUUUGACCCUUCCUUUCAUACGGUUUCUCCCUUUCUAUAUCAGGUACCCGAGACAGCCCUCGAGGCACGGUCUCCCCGCGAACUUAUCUCACAAUCAAAUCAUCAAGCAUUUUUGGGGGGUGGGGUUUUUUGUUAUCACAGUGCAUUUUUCCACUUGACCCAAAUGUUUUGUUUCCUUUUGGCUUAUUGUUAAAGAUUGAAUACCCUUCUACGUGACAUCCUUAGCUGUCUUAAGAUGUUUGGUUGUUUGAGAGAGAGCGAGCCAACCUGCGACUAUAUUACCGCGCCUACUACUCGUCCUAGCACCGCAUAUCAUUGUGGCGACAAGUAAGUCGUCCACAGGCUCUUGCUCAUUGGCUUUUCUCCCACUUCCCCUCCAUGCUUGGUUUGGGUUCCUAUCUACUGUGCCCCCUCCUCUGAUUGUGGCUCUCUUGUUCCUUCCCAUUGGUAUAUAAAUCAUAAGCUGACCUGGUUCUAAAGAAAGCAAAGGCACAGUGUAAGUCAAACAUAUAACCCGUCCACCAGGAAGACCUUCCGAGACGGUUCCUUCUUCUUCGCCGCUUCGGAAUCAGCCUUCUCCACAAACGAAGCUGCCUCCAUAUUUUGUGCAUACAUUGCUUGGACUGAAUCACUUCACCGAAUCGUCAAACAAUACAUUGCCCGAAACGCCAGGGCGUCAAUACCAACAAAGCCGCUUGAUUUGCCUCUUGUCGAGGCCGAUUACCUACUUCUUGACCAACAACCUGAAGCACCAACGCCAGGGCAACGACUUCGCGAAAACACCUGCAGACUAGGCGCUCUGUUUGGAUCGGGCUGGUUCUUUGAAUGGCCAGGAGGGAAACGACCAUUGAACUCAACAUGGCCAUGGGCUGAUGUGAAGCCCUCGCUCUUAGUUUUAUGGGGUGUUUGCUGGAUGUUUGUCAUUCCCACCUUUGAAGUUACUUCAUACCAAGUACCCGAUCGCAACCGAAACAAUCUUGGGGGAAUGCCAUCACGUAAUACCGACCAGUACUAUUUUACUCCAUCAGGUACGUGCCGAAAUCCGUUGUGUUUAUUUAUGUAAGAGGGCGGGCAUUGUUUUUUGGCUUUGGACUCCAUAUCUUAUUGUGCCAGAUACUACAAGAGCAUUGUGGACGUUUUCGAAAAGAUUUAGAAGAAUCAGGGAACUGAGUUUUCAAUUCGUCUAAAUUUACUGAGACAAUAGUUCCAAUUGCCAGAAAAGUUUGCUUGGUUCUUUGGAAGGUCGGUGCCUGAGAACCACCAGCUCUCUUACUUGGAUGCCUGGAAGGAAGUCUGGCAGUCUCACUCUUAUAUUGGCGAAAGGAGGGAAUCGAUGAGAGGCUGAGGAGAGAAGAUGCCGAGAGGACAAGGAGAAUAUCAGGAAAGCUGAAGCACUCUCGUCAUGCAACCAGAUUAAGCAAUCGGUGAAAGGCGGUGCAGCGGUUUAGACAUUCACCACACACUAUGUUGUGGUCUGUGAGAUAGAGUGAAGAUUGGAUUGAGGCUUGCAAGUGGUACAGGAGAAAACAUCAAUAUAUCGGUUGGGAUAUGGAAAGACUGGCGAACUGAAAAAGACUGACGAUGCGUCUCGACAGCAACGCAAUCUCCCACCAUUGUGAAGAGAGAAAAUAUUUCACAUACGCAGAACUCCAACACACUUGCAAGCGACCACUGGCUGCUCAAUUCAACCAGUCCACUGGACAAUUCCUACCACCACCAGAACCACCACCACUACACCACCAGCCCAGCACCGCCGCAAUCGCUUCAAGUCCCCAUCCCCAUGCACCUCCCCAUGCAGUCCUCCGACCCUCGACCAGGCCACUUGCCACACACACACAGCUACCAGCACCAGCAUCAGGCAGAGGCUGCUACGCCAGCCAUGCAUCGCAACACCAAUCCACACGCUCUCCGUGAGUCAUCCUCCCCGUCGCCCCCAUCCCCAAACUAUUUUUGGGCUGCGCAGUCCAUGUCGCAGGCCGAGUCCACUCCUGGCGAAUCCAGGCAUGCGCGGCAACAUGUGACUGAUGGCACUUCGUCAAGGACUCACCAUUGUACUAACGCGGGUGCCUCACAGAUGCGCAUGCGACUUCGCCGGCCCAAGGCUCCCUCCGCGAUGCCAUUCACGGUGGUGGUCGUGCAAAUACAAAUACAAACGAUGGUGGAGCUUUGGCGGCAACGGGAACCUCACAAGUAGGCCCUAGCUCAGGCUCAGGCUCAGGUAAGCGCGAUCAUCAGCACCCGCACCUGCACCAGCACCAGCACCAGCACCACAACCUUAAAGCGACAACCGAAAAUUCAGGCCGACACAUCAACCAUCAAGCAACAGCUCCAGUCCAUCGACAGCAGCAGCAGCAACAGCAGCCACGCCGUUCUAACGCGAGUUACGAGUCCUAUCCUCACCAGAACCAUCAAUACGAUUCUGCGGCCGUGUCCCAGAUUCAACAACCCUUCAUCUCCGCCACCAACUACCCAUCCUUCGUCGUCGCUGACAUGUCCUCAAUGUACGACAACCAGCGGGACUUUACCCAUUACCCUGCCAUCGACGAGCCUCAGGAACAUGACGAUAGUAUUCACCAGCGAUAUCCAUCGCCCGGUGCUCUCAAUAAUCCUUAUAGUAAUCAACAAGCAAUAGAUGCGACCAUCAGCAUGGAGCUGCCUGAGCUACCCAGCAAGGCCGAGGACGACCCAGCUAGCCCUGGAAGAUCAAGAGCAAUACCAAAACCAGAUCGCGAAGUCACAAAGGAUCCCGAUGGAAGAUUCAUAUGUACAUGGGCUGGGUGUACCGAGGACACAAAAACUUUUGGUAGAAAAUGCGAAUGGUCCAAGGUAAGCAAACAUCUCGUUUGGAAUUUCUUUUGAGACAAUACAUUGAUACAUUUUAUUAGCAUAUGGACAAGCAUGAUAGACCUUAUAAGUGCCCCGCAGAUGGAUGCGAAAAACUUCCUGGAUUCACAUACUCCGGUGGUCUAUUACGACACGAGCGCGAAGUCCAUAAUCUUCACGGCGGCCCUCGAAAGCAAUUGAACUGUCCACACCCAAACUGCAAGAGACACAGUGGCAAAGGAUUCUCGCGACAGGAGAACUUGAAUGAACAUCUUCGUCGUGUACAUACUCCAGGAAAUACCGAAAAUGGUGGUGACGAGACUGAGGAUGAUGGAAGUGAACGAGCAGGAAUGAAGCGGAAGAGAAAUUCACGCAUGGGCGACGACAGUGAUAUACGUGAUGAAUUGGCACGAUUACGAAAGGAGAAUGAGGACCUUCGAAGUAACGCUGAACGACAGCAUCUGGAGACACAGGACUGUAAGCACCUCUUCACUCUUCUUAUGAAUCACCUCUCGAACAUCUCCCCAUUACUCAAUUCCAAACCAUACUGACCUUGCCUCUAGUAAUGGUGCAACUCCAAAAUUUACAAGGUUUGGUGGCCGCCAAAUUUGGCCAGGGCGGCGGCGGCGCACCACAGGCAAUGAUGUGAUAGAUCUCUUCUUUUUCUUUUUCUCUUUUUUCGCAAAGAAACUGAAAGAAAUUUGCGAUCAUUCCCCUCCUUUUUGUCGCGGCUUUCGACUUUCUCUUCGGGUUUUCGGACAUCACAUCAUGGAAGGAUGGGGCAUCGUCGUUGUUAUUUUUCUUGGAGUUUGAGGACAGAAAUCACCACAAGGGGUAUAUCAGACUCGCAUCAUGUUUUUUUUUUCUGGCAUUGCAAAUCAUGGCAUGGAGUAAACGGAUGCACUUUGUAUUUUUGUUUUGCUUUUUGCCUUUUGCGUUGGGUUGUUUUUUUCCUUCUACAUUCUCCUCUUUUUUAUACCAAAAACGGGUGUGGAUGGGAUGGUGGGGGAAGGGGGGGGAUGGGGAACGAAUUGCUACGAUAUACGGGUCUCCUCUUCGCUUCAUUGUUUCUCUGCUUUUGCGUUUAUUCUAGGCUUCUUUAUAUUCUUGCUUUUGCAGACAAGGGUGUGUUGUUUUUUUGUGGUGGGAGCGAGAGGACAUUGGGAAUGCAUACGAGUCGCGCGCGCGAAUGGGAGUGGGUACCUUUGAUAUCGCCGAGACAUUGAUGAGUGCGAGGGUGCGUUUUUGGGAAUACUCUGAUGUGAAUAUUAGUUGUAAGAAUAAUAGAUGUGCUUCUUUCUUUUCCUCCG
Molecule: messenger RNA, 4972 nt
Organism: Hymenoscyphus albidus
Lineage: Eukaryota; Fungi; Ascomycota; Leotiomycetes; Helotiales; Helotiaceae
Source: the annotation of a GenBank genome assembly